Molecule: messenger RNA, 1353 nt
Organism: Eublepharis macularius
Lineage: Eukaryota; Metazoa; Chordata; Lepidosauria; Squamata; Eublepharidae
Gene: SEC22B
Product: SEC22 homolog B, vesicle trafficking protein
Exons: 5
Coding region: 71-718 (215 amino acids)
Biological process (GO): vesicle fusion with Golgi apparatus; retrograde vesicle-mediated transport, Golgi to endoplasmic reticulum; endoplasmic reticulum to Golgi vesicle-mediated transport
Cellular component (GO): endoplasmic reticulum-Golgi intermediate compartment; ER to Golgi transport vesicle membrane; endoplasmic reticulum membrane
Molecular function (GO): SNAP receptor activity
Source: RefSeq, a predicted model, not a curated record
ACCCCCGCAGGACCCCGCCCCUUCCGGCCACCUCGGCCCGUCCGGCUGUCCGCGGAGGCGCGUCGUCGCGAUGGUGCUGCUGACGAUGAUCGCGCGGGUGGCCGACGGGCUGCCCUUGGCCGCCUCCAUGCAGGAGGACGAGCAGUCAGGCCGCGACCUGCAGCAGUACCAGAGCCAGGCCAAGCAGCUCUUCCGCAAGCUGAACGAGCAGUCGCCCACCCGCUGCACCCUGGAGGCGGGCGCCAUGGCCUUCCACUAUAUCAUUGAGAAAGGAGUCUGCUAUCUGGUUCUUUGUGAAGCUGCCUUCCCCAAAAAGUUGGCAUUUGCUUAUCUGGAGGAUCUGCACUCAGAAUUUGAUGAACAACAUGGAAAGAAGGUGCCCACGGUGUCGAGGCCCUAUUCGUUCAUUGAGUUUGACACUUACAUCCAGAAAACCAAGAAACUUUAUAUUGACAGUCGUGCCAGAAGAAACCUCGGCUCCAUCAACACGGAGUUACAGGAUGUACAGAGAAUCAUGGUAGCCAACAUUGAGGAAGUCUUACAGCGAGGCGAGGCCCUUUCAGCUUUGGAUUCCAAGGCCAACAAUCUGUCCAGUUUGUCCAAGAAAUACCGUCAGGAUGCAAAGUACCUGAACAUGCGCUCCACCUAUGCCAAGCUUGCUGCUAUUGCAGUGUUUUUUAUCAUGCUGAUUGUGUAUGUGCGGUUCUGGUGGCUGUGAAGAGUGACCAGGCACCCCAAAGGGAAAUCUGAUCAUCUAGCAGGUGCAGAGUUGCAAGAAGCCACGACCCCAGGGCCAUCUCUUAGAAUCAGUGUUGGUAUAUCUUGUGGUGAAGGUUGCCGCUUCUCUUCGGUGAAUCAGUUCCAAAGUACCAGAGCCUGCUACAAAUGGAAGGCUUCUGUUUUCGGGAAUGAUGCACUAGAGAGAGAGAGCCGGCCUUGUCCAUCCGCUAGCAGCGUUGUUGGGGUGCUUUGGUCACUCUGGCCUCCUGCUGUCCAGCACUGCUAGCAGUAGCAUGUACCCAAGUCUAGCCUUGGUAACGAAGGAGCCUGUUGAACAUUCCUGGUCCAGUCGCCCUGUUUUGAUUGGUAAUCUGAUGUUUGCUACAUGAACAGAAAUGUCUGUCUGAAGGCUCUUUCAUGUAUAUACUGUGUUAGUUUUCAGAUUGUCCAGUUAGUGCCGAAUUUUCACUAUGAAACAUCAUGGCUCACCAUACCUUUAAUCCAGUAGAUAAAUAUACAAUUCUGCCUUAACAGACUGUAUCCAGUGGUAAAUGAAAUGUUGAAACUGUUAUCAUAGAAUUAAAUUCAAAAUAUGAUCCAUUUUCACUUCAGAUAAAUUGGUUUUAAAAACUU